Molecule: messenger RNA, 528 nt
Organism: Amaranthus tricolor (Joseph's coat)
Lineage: Eukaryota; Viridiplantae; Streptophyta; Magnoliopsida; Caryophyllales; Amaranthaceae
Exons: 1
Coding region: 1-528 (175 amino acids)
Source: RefSeq, a predicted model, not a curated record
AUGGAGAAAAAUCAUAAGUUGGCAACUUCUACUAGUCCUCUUCUUGAUAAUGUUGAGCAAUAUCGUUGGUUAGUUGGUAGACUCAUCUAUUUGUCUUUUACUAGACCUGAUUUGGCUUAUUCUGUACACAUCCUUUCUCAAUUUCUUGGUGCUCCACGUCAUGAUAAUUGGAAUGCUGCUAUUCGAGUAAUUCGAUAUCUUAAAGGAUGUCCUAGUCAAGGCAUUAUUCUUCAUUCCGAUUGUGAUCUAUCUUUAAGUGGAUGGUGUGAUUCAGAUUGGGCUAGUUGUCCUCUUACUCGUCGCUCAUUAUCAGGUUGGCUAGUUUUUCUUGGACAUUCUCCUAGUUCGUGGAAAACCAAAAAGCAAGUUAUUGUUUCUAGAUCGUCAACUGAAGCAAAGUAUAGGUUCAUGGUUGCUGUGACUUGUGAACUUAAGUGGCUCAAAGGUUUUCAUAGAAGUUUGGGGAUGCAUCACCCAAAAGUGAUGUCUUUGUUUUGUGAUAGUCAGUCUGCUCUCUACAUUGCUUGA